Messenger RNA from Symbiodinium necroappetens, 438 nucleotides. The record is from the annotation of a GenBank genome assembly. NCBI's taxonomy places the organism in Eukaryota, Dinophyceae, Suessiales, Symbiodiniaceae.
GCGAAUGGAAAGAGCUACAGCUCCUCGUACCGGAAGACAUAUCCAGUCGUCCGGAAAGUGAGGAUUCCUCCUAGCCGGUAUGCCCGACUGGGGGGCUUUCGCAUCUAUUCCAAAGCCACCGGGGAGGGUGAGGAGAUGUACUGGCUCCGGUGCGAUUACGCCACAGGCCACCCACUGGUCCUGAAGCAGAAUGCGGAUGGCUCCAUGGAGCAGCGCAGCUUCGAGCUGUUUAGCACCAGGCGGACGGACUUGGAAAAAGGGCAGAACCUGACGGUGCUUGCCGACGCGACCCUGGUGAGGCCUGCAGGUUUCGAGAAGGAGAGGGGAGGGAGUCCCAGAGAGCUGCACCCCUUUUUUUUUGUCGGAAUCUUCCUGAGAUUCUCUUGGAUAGUCCAGAAAUUUGUAAGGGUCAUUAAAUCAACACUUUGGAUUCAAUGA